UUGCCGGAGGGAUGGCGUGAGGGAGCUGAGGACUGGACCGCACCGGCAGCCCGGCGGGCUCCGAGCAACAAGGGCGCGGCUGCGGGCGGACCCCGGGGAGGGGCUUCGCGGAGGCGCCGCGGCCCGAGCCAAGUGGGGCCGCCCGGGCUCGGCGCGCAGCGCGGCCGGGCGGGCGGUGGCGCUGCGGAGGCGGCGGCCGAGAUCCGCGGACGCGGAGGAGGGGCCCGAGAUUGGGGCGGCCGGCGGCAGCUGCCUGGGUGACGACUGCCGGCAGCGCGGCGCCCCGAGGAGUCCGAGCCGCGGGCCCCGCCGUCGCCGCCUCUCCCGCUGUCUUCCUUUUCCUCCUCUCGCAGCCCCCGGGGCGUCAGGAAUGGGCCCCAACCGCCGUGGGCCCCGCAUCCCGCGCCACCCGUAGGCCCAGUUGCCGGAGGCCGGCCGGCCGGCUUCUCACUCUCCCUGGCCCCAGUCUAACCGUCCCCACUUCAGAUCCCCGGGAAGGAAGAUGAGGGAGACGGGCCCGGCUCUCAGCAGCCAGAGCAGCAGCAGCAGCCGCGGUCGGGGGAGGGUGUUUCGCGGUUUCCUCUCAGCCGCCAGGACAAGAUGGCAGCGGCCGCGGAGAGGGGCUGAGCCCGGGCUUGGUGGUGCCGCCUGCUGAAGCGCCUGGCUCCUUGUUCCCGGCACGGCCCCGCGACCACCCCGGACAUGCUCAGGGCUGCGGCCGCCCGAAGAGGGGAGAGCGCGGGCCUCUAGGAAGGUAUGGCCUCACAAGUCUUGGUCUACCCACCAUAUGUUUAUCAAACUCAGUCAAGUGCCUUUUGUAGUGUGAAGAAACUCAAGGUAGAGCCAAGCAGUUGUGUUUUCCAGGAAAGAAGUUAUCCACGGACCUAUGUGAAUGGUAGAAACUUUGGAAAUUCUCAUCCUCCCACAAAGGGUAGUGCUUUUCAGACAAAGAUACCAUUUAAUAGACCCCGAGGACAGAACUUUUCGUUGCAGACUAGUGCUGUUGUUUUAAAAAAUACUGCAGGUGCUACAAAGGUUAUAGCAGCUCAAGCUCAGCAAGCUCGAGUGCAGGCACCUCAGAUUGGGGCGUGGCGAAACAGGUUACAUUUCCUAGAAGGCCCCCAGCGAUGUGGAUUGAAGCGCAAGAGUGAGGAGUUGGAUAGUCAUAGCAGCGCAAUGCAGAUUGUCGAUGAAUUGACCAUACUUCCUGCAAUGUUGCAAACCAACAUGGGAAAUCCAGUGACAGUUGUGACAACGACCACAGGAUCAAAACAGAAUUGUACCACUGGAGAAGGCGACUAUCAGUUAGUACAGCAUGAAGUCUUAUGCUCCAUGAAAAAUACGUAUGAAGUCCUUGAUUUUCUCGGCCGAGGCACUUUUGGCCAGGUAGUUAAAUGCUGGAAAAGAGGGACAAAUGAAAUUGUAGCAAUCAAAAUUUUGAAGAAUCACCCUUCUUAUGCACGUCAAGGUCAAAUAGAAGUGAGCAUAUUAGCAAGACUUAGUACUGAAAAUGCUGAUGAAUAUAACUUUGUACGAGCUUAUGAAUGCUUUCAGCACCGUAACCACACUUGCUUAGUCUUUGAGAUGCUGGAACAAAACUUGUAUGACUUUCUGAAACAAAAUAAAUUCAGUCCUCUGCCACUAAAAGUGAUUCGGCCCAUUCUUCAGCAAGUGGCCACUGCACUGAAAAAAUUGAAAAGUCUUGGUUUAAUCCAUGCUGACCUCAAACCAGAGAAUAUUAUGUUGGUGGAUCCUGUUCGGCAGCCAUAUAAGGUUAAAGUAAUAGACUUCGGGUCAGCCAGUCAUGUUUCAAAGACUGUUUGUUCAACAUAUCUACAAUCUCGGUACUACAGAGCUCCAGAGAUAAUAUUGGGGUUGCCAUUUUGUGAAGCCAUAGACAUGUGGUCAUUGGGAUGUGUGAUUGCUGAAUUAUUCCUUGGAUGGCCGCUCUAUCCAGGAGCCUUGGAAUAUGAUCAGAUUCGAUAUAUUUCUCAGACUCAAGGUUUACCAGGAGAACAGUUGUUAAAUGUGGGUACGAAAUCCACAAGAUUUUUUUGCAGAGAAACAGAUAUGUCUCAUUCUGGUUGGAGAUUAAAGACACUGGAAGAACAUGAGGCUGAGACAGGGAUGAAGUCUAAAGAAGCCAGAAAGUACAUAUUCAACAGUCUGGAUGAUAUAGCGCACGUGAACACAGUGAUGGAUUUGGAAGGAAGUGAUCUUUUGGCUGAGAAAGCGGAUAGAAGAGAAUUUGUUAGUCUGUUGAAGAAAAUGUUGCUGAUUGAUGCAGACUUAAGAAUUACUCCAGUUGAGACUCUGAACCAUCCUUUUGUUAAUAUGAAACAUCUUUUAGAUUUCCCUCAUAGCAACCAUGUGAAGUCCUGUUUUCAUAUUAUGGAUAUUUGUAAGUCCCACCCACAUUCAUGUGACCCAAAUAAUCACAACAAAACUCCACUUUUAAGACCAGUUGCUUCAAGUAGUACUGCUACUCUGACAGCAAAUUUUACUAAAAUUGGAACUUUAAGAAGUCAGGCAUUAACCACGUCUGCUCACUCUGUUGUGCACCAUGGAAUACCCCUGCAGGCGGGAACUGCACAGUUUGGUUGUGGUGAUGCUUUUCAGCAGACGUUAAUUAUCUGUCCUCCAGCUAUUCAAGGUAUUCCUGCAGCACAUGGUAAACCCACCAGUUAUUCAAUAAGGGUGGACAAUACAGUUCCACUUGUAACUCAGGCCCCAGCUGUGCAGCCACUACAGAUCCGACCAGGAGUUCUCUCUCAGCAGACGUGGUCUGGUAGAACACAGCAGAUGCUGGUACCUGCCUGGCAGCAGGUAACACCCAUGGCUCCUGCUACCACUACACUAACUUCUGAGGGUGUGGCUGCUUCACAAAGGCUUGGAGACUGGGGGAAAAUGAUUUCACACAGCAAUCAUUACAACUCAGUGAUGCCACAGCCUCUUCUAACCAAUCAGAUAACUUUAUCAGCCCCUCAGCCAAUUAGUGUGGGCAUUGCACACGUUGUCUGGCCUCAGCCUGCCACUACCAAGAAAAAUAAAUUGUGUCAGAACAGAGGUAUUUUGGUAAAACUAAUGGAAUGGGAGCCAGGAAGAGAGGAAAUAAAUGCUUUCUGUUGGAGUAAUUCAUUGCAGAAUACCAGUAUCCCACAUUCAACAUUUAUUUCUCCAAAGAUAAUAAAUGGAAAAGAUGUUGAGGAAGUAAGUUGCGUAGAAACACAGGACAAUCAUAACUCAGAAGCAGAGGCAAGAGAUUGCUGUGAAGCGUCUGUCAGACAGGACUCUGAUUCAUCAGUUUCAGAAAAGCAGCGGCAAACCAUCAUCAUCGCUGACUCCCCGAGUCCUGCAGUGAGUGUGAUCACUAUCAGCAGUGACACUGAUGAGGAAGAGACUUCGCCAAGACAUUCACUCAGAGAAUGUAAAGGUAAUCUAGAUUGUGAAGCUUGCCAGAGCACUUUGAAUAUUGAUCGGAUGUGUUCAUUAAGUAGUCCUGAUAGUACUCUGAGCACCAGCUCCUCAGGGCAGUCCAGCCCAUCCCCUUGCAAGAGACCGAACAGUAUGUCAGAUGAAGAACAAGAAAGUGGUUGCGAUACUGUUGAUGGCUCUCCAACGUCAGACUCUUCAGGGCAUGACAGUCCAUUUGCAGAGAGCAGUUUUGUGGAGGACACUCAUCAAAACACAGAUCUGGUAACUUCUGCUGACACAGAAAACAAGCCAGCUGUCUGUACUGUUGUGGUGCCACCAAUGGCAAUAGAAAAUGGAUUAAAUGCCGAUGAGCAUAUGGCAAAUACAGAUUCUACCUGCCAGCCAUUAAUAAAAGGACGAUCUGCCCCUGGAAAAUUAAACCAGCCUUCCACAGUGGGUAAUCGUCAGCAAAAAUUGACAUCAGCAUUCCAGCAGCAGCAUUUGAACUUUAGCCAAGUUCAGCACUUUGGAUCUGGGCAUCAAGAGUGGAAUGGAAAUUUUGGGCAUCGAAGACAGCAAGCUUAUAUCCCUACUAGUGUUACCAGUAAUCCAUUCACUCUUUCUCACGGAAGUCCUAACCAUACAGCAGUACAUGCCCACCUGGCUGGAAAUACGCACCUUGGAGGACAGCCUACUCUGCUUCCAUACCCAUCAUCAGCUACCCUCAGUAGUGCUGCACCAGUGGCCCACCUCUUAGCCUCUCCAUGUACCUCAAGACCUAUGUUACAGCAUCCAACUUACAAUAUUUCCCAUCCCAGUGGCAUAGUUCACCAAGUCCCAGUGGGCAUAAAUCCCCGUCUGUUACCAUCCCCAACCAUUCAUCAGACUCAAUACAAACCAAUCUUCCCACCACAUUCUUACAUUGCAGCAUCACCUGCAUAUACUGGAUUUCCAUUGAGUCCAACAAAACUCAGCCAGUAUCCAUAUAUGUGAAAAAAACAAAAACAGUAUAUUGAGGAAGCUCAAUGAUACAAACAUAUGAUUAAAAAUAAAAACAUGGUAUUUAAUAAAAAUUAGCCAUGGCACAAGAAAAUUAUUUUUGAAUCAUGUAGACUUGGGUGCAAUUUAAACAACUUUGAGCUUUAAAAAUCUCACUUUUAAUGUGUUUUGCACAUUUGGUAUAACUUGUCUUUGGUCAUGUUAUCUUCUUAUGUAGUAACUCUAGACAGGUGACUUAUGGGAGCAGAAGUCCAGUUUUGCUCCUGCUAUUUUUUAUAAAAUUGCCUUCUAACUAGUGCAAGACACGUCCACAUUUGGGAAGCCAUUCUGUGUACAGACUUAGAGCAACAGAUGCACAUAUGUCAGAAUUACAGCAUACAAGUGAAUUGUAUUAUCUGUGUCUUAGUGUAUAAAUGUUGGGUCACUUAACCUGAGAAAUUGAACUAUUGUUCUUUACAUUUGCAUGUGUCUUUUGCAUGGGCAAAAUGUUGCCUAGACUUUGCUCUUAAUGUUGUUCUAAUAAUCUCAGCUGCAUUGUAAACCGUUCCCACACAUAGUGCCUUAAAUAUUUGAGGUUGUUAAUGUUAUUACCUAUCUAUAAAUGUUGAGGACUGCAGCACUUAAAAUUCAGACCUACUCUUUAGUUUUCUUUCGAUAGAGUAAUGUUCAUUUUUGGUUUUGUGUGGUAUGAUUUCAGAUAGUAGCUGUUUUUUUCCUUAUUAAGAGGGCAGCAUGUUUGCUAUAGCUGAAUUCUGCUGUCUGAUUUUUCAGAAUGAUCUAGCUUCAAGAAAAGCAAGCAGUUAGUAGUGCUUAAGAAAAAUUGAUACAGUACCUAAUGGAUAGUUGAUAACUGUCACAGCACAGCAUUUUAUAUACUGUUAAGUGAAACUGCAAUACAAUCUAAGUUUAUUUUGGAAGUGUUUGCUGUAUAAUUGGACUUAAUAAAAUGUUUAGAGGUGCAGUAGGCAUGACAUUGAGUAGAUAAUGAAAGAAAAUGCAAAAUGCUCAUUGAUUCAUGACGUGGUUUCAUCUUAGCUUGGGCAAACCAUGCAGUAUUUAAUAAAUAGUAGCAGAAUAUUUACUAUUGAAGCUUGAAAAGAUGUGAGUUCUUUGUGUGCAAUUUUUCAUUUAUGCAUGUGAGAGGGUUUUUGUUUUUUUGGUUAUUUUUUAUAGUAUUUUUACAUUGUAGUACUUGUUUUGCUUGUUGGUGGUGUUGCUUAUUUAAUACAUUCCGUCAGGGACAGAAAUUACAUGCUUUUUUUCCUAGGAAGUGUGUCUUGGGUUCCCUCCCCCCUUUUUUCCCCUUGGUGGUGAUGGUGGUGAUGUUUAAAUGAAGUUGCUUUUACAGCACCAAAGACUUAAUCAUCCAUUUCCUAUAUAAAAGGUAGCUACUUUUUGCAUAGACCUCAAGUAUAUUGUAGUGUAGAGGUGGAAUUUAAGGAAAGGUAUUAAACUGAGGCUGUGUUUUAGCUUACAGACAAGUAAUAAAUUGUAUCAUUUAUCUUGAAUGUAUCAUAGAUAAGCUGCUAUAUAACGAUUGCCACUUCAGAUAGCUGUGAAAUUAGGUGAUUAACUAGUUGUUAUUUAGCCUUCUAAUUUCUGUAUAAGUCUAAUUACAUGAAAUAGAAGUUGGGGUUUUGAUUUUUUACUUUGCUUUUCUGUUUGAAGUGUCAUUGUAACUACUGUAUUGUAAAUGAUGGAAAAUAAUUGCAUAUGUUAUUUUGGGGUGUGUUAUUUGCAUCAGUAUUUUAUCUCUAUUAAUGUUUGUGCUCAUCACUGCAUAUAAAAAACUUGGAUGUAUCAAUGUAACUUAAUUUUUUAUUUUCAUACUGGCAUUGUAGACACUUGAGAAAGCUGUAUCUUGCAGGCUUGACUUAACUUUUUUUCCUUAAAAAUCUGGAACAUAAUCUUAAAGCAUUUACUGGAAUAAACAGUACGAAGCAUUUGAGUAUAAAACUCCAAAUGUUUUGGAUUUACAGCGUUUCUUUAAUAAAUGAAUUGCAUACCACUA
Messenger RNA from Sciurus carolinensis (gray squirrel), 6424 nucleotides. RefSeq names its product homeodomain interacting protein kinase 3 (gene Hipk3). Gene Ontology annotation, molecular function: protein serine/threonine kinase activity; ATP binding; protein tyrosine kinase activity. Bases 757 to 4407 code for a protein of 1216 amino acids. The record is from RefSeq and is a predicted model, not a curated record. The transcript is spliced from 17 exons. Gene Ontology annotation, cellular component: PML body; cytoplasm; nucleus. Lineage: Eukaryota; Metazoa; Chordata; Mammalia; Rodentia; Sciuridae. Gene Ontology annotation, biological process: peptidyl-threonine phosphorylation; peptidyl-serine phosphorylation.